This is a messenger RNA of Macroventuria anomochaeta, 870 nucleotides long. RefSeq lists its product as uncharacterized. Bases 66 to 470 code for a protein of 134 amino acids. The record is from RefSeq and is a predicted model, not a curated record. NCBI's taxonomy places the organism in Eukaryota, Fungi, Ascomycota, Dothideomycetes, Pleosporales, Didymellaceae. The transcript has a single exon.
ACGACGCAAUGUAGACAUGCGACUAACAGUGAUGAUGUAGUCCUGAGCAGGCGCAAUCGGUCCUGAUGGUCCUCGCGACUGCGCUGCCAACCGAUGUGCGUAACUACGCCAUUGCCUCUGAGUCGGCCUUCGCGGCCGAAAUGAGCUCUUCUCUCGCUGCCGGCAAUACUCCAGGAUGGUACGCAUCGAUGCCUGCCGACGUCAAGAGUAUCCUGCCUCUGCUGUACCCUGUCGCUGCUGAAGCCUCGACCACGUCUGUCGUCACCUCGACCGCCAGCUCCGCAAGCGCAACGCUCACCGGCGCGAAUAGCACCUCCAUCUCUGCUAUCCACUCUGCUACCCUGUCCGGCACACGCACCGCGACUGGCUCUCCUCUUCCUGAGUCCACUGGCGCCGCGUCGCACGCGAAGGCUGCUGUCGGCGCUGGCCUUGCGGGUGUCGCUGGGUUCCUUGCCAUGUUGGCUUUGUGAUAGCGAUCGUCCCUUGCGCAAGCAACUUCUGCGCACGCACAGUAUAUGCCAUGAUAUGAUUCAGGUGGCUUCGGCAUCUUUAGCGGGCGGCGCUCCGGAUUCAAACGUUCUUCACGACGCUACGUUGUUAUUCUUUUGGGGGCUCUAGCGAGCAUUCGCAUUAUACCUGUUUGACUUUUGGAGGAGGAUUGGGGAUAUUGAUGGCUCCGGCUGUAAUGUUUAGCAUGUAUGAUGUCUGGUGGAUUCAUGAUCUUGGUGGUUUGGGUGGAUGUCAAAUGCCUUUGGUAGGCGACUUUCGAGAGAAGCGCAACGACUUGCCAAUAACAUAUAAUUCGUUGGUGGGAACGUCGACUGUGUCUAUGCAUAUGUUUCGAAGCUCAUGUGAUGAAGAAUAGGUGGA